Molecule: messenger RNA, 696 nt
Organism: Clonostachys rhizophaga
Lineage: Eukaryota; Fungi; Ascomycota; Sordariomycetes; Hypocreales; Bionectriaceae
Source: the annotation of a GenBank genome assembly
AUGGCUGUACCGGACACUCUAAGCGAGGCCGAGCGUGCUGCUGCCUUGGUAGACGCCGAACAGAAGGCGGUGGCAAUGUUCAACAAGAUCGAGCCCCUCGUCCGUCCCGGUGUCGGCGAGAAGGAGCUCAGCGAAACGAUCCACAAACUCGGCGUCGAGCUGUACGACGUCAAGACGCACUGGCACAAGCGAGUCGUGCGGAGCGGCCCCAACACCCUCUGCCCCUUCAACGACAACCCCCCCGACAGGAUCAUCCAGGAGGACGAUAUCGUCGUGGUCGACCUGGGCCCCGUCUUCGAGCAGUGGGAGGCCGACUUCGGGCGCACCUACGUCCUCGGCAACGACCCGGAGAAGAUCAAGCUGCGCGACGCGCUGGAGCCCCUCUGGAAGUCGGUCAAGGCCGAGUACCAGAAGAACCCGGACAUGACGGGCGAGGAGCUGUACGACAUCGCGUGCAAGGCUGUUGAGAAGGACGGGUGGAUCUUUGGCGCGCACCUCGCUGGGCAUAUUGUCGGGUCGUUCCCUCACGAGCGAAUUCCUCGUGAUAAGACGACUCUCUAUAUCAGCAAGGGGAACGACAAGCCCAUGACAACACCUGGAAAAGACGGGAAGAAGCGGCAUUGGAUUCUUGAAAUUCACCUGCGUGAACCUCAGCAGAGGUAUGGUGGAUUCAUGGAGCAGCUGCUCACGGCAUAG